Lepisosteus oculatus (spotted gar) is the source of this 10805-nucleotide messenger RNA. RefSeq names its product membrane metallo-endopeptidase-like 1 (gene mmel1). Gene Ontology annotation, molecular function: metalloendopeptidase activity. Gene Ontology annotation, cellular component: plasma membrane. Lineage: Eukaryota; Metazoa; Chordata; Actinopteri; Semionotiformes; Lepisosteidae. The record is from RefSeq and is a predicted model, not a curated record. Gene Ontology annotation, biological process: protein processing.
GCAAAGCUUGGGGUGGUUUCGGGGUGUGUGUGUUUUUUUUUCUACGUAGUCAACGGGGUCUUGUUUCGCCUAUGGAAUUCAGACUUGAAGGCAACGAAUGUGAUCAUCCCCAAAGCCUUCGCAGAGCUGAACUUUGGUCUCAUCCCUGUUCCCCCCCUUAAUUCACGCGGUUUCCCCGAAUUGCCAUGAAACGCGGAUACUGUUUUUCGGUGGGAAGGGGCUGUAGUACGCAGCAGUCGUUCUGUGUAAGGAACUGAAGUUAAGUGCGAAUGAGAUCGCCCUGCAUUUUGCGUUUUGCGCACGAUAGAACAGGACAAGCUGCCGUAAGAGAGAGGCGAGGAGAGCUCUCGUUGCGCCUUGAUAUCUCAUCACCGAUCAGGGGACCAGGGAGCCUUGCUCUGACCUCUUAUUUAUUCCCAAUGCAUUUAUUGAGUUGAAUGGAAAUGGUGGAGGGGGACGCACUUUAGCAAUUGGGAGGCAACCCGUUGGCAGGGGGUAAGCCCCGGAGGUACGGAUCCCGUGGCGAUGUGUUUGAGGAGCCGAGCACCCCACCGCUGCCCGGCGCCCAGCCCAGACACGCACUCCUGUCACGCCGCGCUCAGUGGGACAAACUAGGUGACACUGCAGCCACAAGUGCCCCUCGCCGGAGAUGACAGAGGAGCCGACUGCUAACACGCCCACGGGAGUGGAGCAAGCAGAUAAAUAUGUAGUGACAAUAAUGGGUAAAUCGGAAAGCCAGAUGGACAUUGUAGAAAAAUCGAGCAAAGCGGGCAAGCGGCGCUGGAGCGUGGCGGAGAUCGGACUGACGGUGCUGCUGUUGCUGGUCAGUUGCGCGCUGGCCGGCCUGGCGGUGCUCUACACCUCGGCCAUGAAAGAGCCCGCCUACCGAGCCAGUGUCAACAAUGUGUGCACCACGCCAGGCUGUGUCACUGCAGCGGCCCGGCUCAUCCAGAACAUGGACCCCCGGGUGGAGCCAUGCCAGAACUUUUACCAGUAUGCCUGUGGGGGCUGGCUUGAGCGACAUGUCAUCCCAGAGACCAGCUCCCGCUACAGUGUCUUUGACAUCCUGAGAGAUGAGCUAGAGAUCAUCCUGAAGGGUGUUCUGGAGACUGCAAAUGAACAGGACAGGGAGGCCUUCCAGAAAGCCAAGACUCUGUACAUCUCCUGCAUGAACGAAAGUCUAAUAGAGAAGAGAGACUCCCAGCCCCUGAUGAAGCUCAUUGAUGUCAUUGGAGGAUGGCCUGUUGCAUCAGAGGACUGGGAUAGCAUGAUAGAGGACAAGUGGAGUUUGGAGGAUAUCCUGGCCACCCUCAACUCCCACUUCCAUAAGAAGGUGCUGGUGGACCUGUUUGUGUGGACGGAUGACCGCGACUCCAGUCGUCACAUAAUCUAUAUCGACCAGCCUGGAUUAGGAAUGCCAUCCCGGGACUACUACUUCAAUGAUGGGAACUACAAACGGGUGCGGGAGGCCUACCUGGAGUUCAUGGUGUCGAUCGCGCGCAUGGCCCGGGAGGACAGGAACCUGACGCGGGACGAGGAGCAGGUCUGGGAGGAAAUGAGGGGCGUGAUGGAGCUGGAGACGGACAUCGCCAACGCCACCUCCCCUGUAGAGGAGCGGCACGAUGUUACCCUGCUCUACCACAAGAUGGCGCUGAGGGAGGUGCAGGAGCAGUUCGGUCUGAAUGGCUUUAACUGGACAAGGUUCGUGCAGGGGGUGCUGUCCAGUGUCAAUAUUGAGGUGCAACCCCAGGAGGAGGUGGUGGUCUAUGGCGCCCCCUACUUACAGAAACUAAAAGAUGUCCUCGCCAAACACUCCACCAGGACACUGCAGAACUACCUGACCUGGCAGCUCGUCAUGGAGAGAGUCAGCAGCCUGAGUCGCCGUUUUAAGGACGCCAGAGCACACUACAGGAAGGCGCUGUACGGGACCACAGUGGAGGAGGCGCGCUGGCGGGACUGUGUGCGCUACGUGCAGAGCAACAUGGAGAACGCCGUGGGCGCUCUGUACGUCAGGGAGACCUUCGCCGGAGAGAGCAAACGCAUGGUCAGGGAGCUGAUCAGUAAGAUCCAGGAGGCCUUUGUGGAGACACUGGAGGAGCUGCGCUGGAUGGACGAGCAAUCCAAGCAGAAGGCUAGAGACAAGGCCAUGGCCAUUAAGGAGCAGAUCGGCUAUCCUGACCACAUCCUGGAGGAGAAAAACCUCAAGCUGGAUCAGGAAUACGCACAUCUGAACUUCAGCGAGGAGAACUACUUUGAGAACAUCCUGGAGAACUUGCACGCAGGGGCGCAGAAGAGCCUGAGGAAGCUCAGGGAGCGAGUUGACCCAGACCUGUGGAUUAUUGGGGCAGCAGUUGUCAAUGCCUUUUACUCCCCCAACAGAAACCAGAUAGUUUUCCCCGCCGGGAUCCUACAGCCCCCCUUCUUCAGCCAGCAGCAGCCCCAGGCUCUGAAUUUCGGUGGGAUCGGCAUGGUGAUCGGGCACGAGAUCACGCACGGCUUUGAUGACAACGGGAGGAAUUUCGACAAGGACGGGAACAUGUUUGAUUGGUGGAGCAAUUAUUCGGCCAUGCACUUUAAGGAGCAGUCCCAGUGCAUGGUGUACCAGUAUGGAAACUUCACCUGGAAACUGGCAGGCGGGCAGAAUGUCAGUGGGAUCAGCACACUUGGAGAGAACAUCGCAGACAAUGGAGGUGUCCGGCAAGCCUAUAAGGCAUACCUGAAGUGGGUGGAGAGAGAAGGGGAGGAGCCCCGUCUUCCUGGCCUGGAUCUUGACCACAAGCAGCUUUUCUUCCUCAACUUCGCACAGGUAUGGUGCGGCUCAUACAGGCCUGAAUACGCAAGUCAGUCCAUCAAGACAGACUCACACAGCCCCCUAGAGUACAGAGUGAUGGGCUCUCUCCAGAAUUUCGGGGCGUUCUCAGAGGCGUUCCACUGUCAAAAGGGCAGUCCCAUGGACCCUGAGGUCAAAUGCCGAGUCUGGUAGCUGGGGGGGUCUUUUCUCUGGGUGCCUCAGGCUAUUGCUUACCGACUGGGGCGACAAUCUCGUGCCUGACCAUACAGUUUGUGUCCCGCCUGCUCAUCAGAGUGGCGGCUUCGAUGCAGUCUGACUGAUUGUCAUAACAGGAAACAGGUACAGAAAUGCAGGAGCGAUCUACAAUUACUUAGGAUAUAUACUAGUAGUUGCAGUAAAACUAAACAACCUAAAAUCUUGCCGUUUGGUGCAAUAUACAGUAGAUGAGAUAUAUGAAGCCCAUGCAUACACAAAAAUGUACUUGCCUAUCUUGUAUUUGGAGUCAUUGUGCAAGGCUACUUAAGGCUGCUGUUGUUUUGGUUUGCCAGAAUUAUAACACAUUUUUUACACUCAUAUCAACCAGAAACACUCAAUAUAGGAUGCCUAACAAGUACAGACUAACACCCUUCAAAAUAUUUCAUUUGACAGCAUCUCUUAGUCUGUGGUAAGAUCCUGGAAAGGAGCUCUCCGAAGGUGAUGGAAAGGGGUGUGGUGGGGAGGAUUAUUGGUGUUGCACAAUGCUUUGAUCCCCAUUGGCAAAGCUCUGUGCGACACUUCCAUAAUCCCCCAUAGCCUCAUUUUCUCUAGUUCUGCCCACAGCCCAGGGAAAAAAAAUCAAUGUCCUACAAUGUUUAGUUAAUCAGCACUGCAAACAAAAAUCCUGAUCGGAACAAAGAAAAAGCUUAAAUAAACAUUAGGGAUUUCCAAUGGAUACGCACUACAGGAUAUGAAACAAUUAGGAAAAGCAUUUGAUUUAAAAAACAGGCCUGGAAAGGACUCUGGGUUUUUCCAGAUGGUUGUUUAGUACCCAGUGUGUAGCAUAUAGGAUAAUAAGAGUGAUUGCUGGCUGCAUCGAAUGCAAGACGCAAGACUGAAAGACUGUUGAAUUAUUUUCUGCUUUUUAAAACUCAAAUUUAACCAGGUGGCUUGUAGUGCUGUCACUGCCUUUUCUGACAAAGUCAAGUAUGCCAAGAAACGUACACCUGAAACUACAGUACUGUUAUAGAUACAGAAUAAUAUAUUGUAGCAUUACAUUUUAAUUAAUUCCAGAGUGUCCUUUAUAAAUUAUCACUGGUAUUUUAUUUUUUGAUUCAUUUUAUAUGGAGUUAUUUACAGAGCGCGGCUAACAAGAAAAACACAAUUUUACUUCCUGUCUAAAUCCCAUUUUCCCCAGAGCUAGAUUGAGGAUUGUAUUAUUCUAGUAGUGUUUCCUCAGUAACCAGGUACUGUGUUUCAUUCUGUUUUAAGAGAGGACGUCUGCAUUGAUUGUCUUUAAGAUACAUUUAUACCCAUUGCAAAUCAGGCAGGUCUACUGAUCAGUUCCAGUCCCGGAGGGUCACUGUGUUCAGCUCUUAAUGACCUAAAUGAUCUUAUUACUCGCUUAUUUGGACUAAUUUAACAGUUUUUCCCAGCUGUACAGGCUUGGCUGCUUUAAAGAAACCUAGACAGCCUGCAGACUCACUAACCCUCCAGAACCAAAAUUAGAAACCUCUGGUCUAGCAUUACAAAACGUUAAUUUACUCCAAAUUCAAGCAGCCAAAGAUGCUUCGCCGUGUUUUAAACACUGUGAAGAAUAAGCCACAGUGCUCUGCUUUUUUCUUUUCAACUAGCAUAGUCUUGCAUUUUAAAUGUAUCUGUAUAUAAAGUAAGAAAAAACUGUGGCAUCUACUUAUGUACUAAAUACUUAAAUUGUAACUAAGAUAGAGUGCUAAGGGCUUCUCAAUAUUAAUAUCAAAUGUAUUAUGAUUAUUACUUCAUAGCAUUAUGGAUAAAUUCACAUACUGUAUAUGAAAAAGUAUUAAACUAAGUCUGGAGGGGUUGUCAGUGCAUUGGAGACAUUUCCUUCCAGAGCCUUCUGCUGUGUAUGUUUUGAUGAGCCAUUCUGUUCUAGAUAUGCUGUAAGGAUACCAAUCCUAGGAUUGCACUGUGUUCCUCGUGGCUUGCUUUGUGCCAAUUUCCGAAUGUCAGUUCCGAAUCUCUGUCUCUUCUCUGUCAUUCUUCUGAACUGCCUGUCCUUAUCCCUGCUGAAGUGCUAUUCGAACUGACAACCAAGUGUCACAAUGGGAAGCAAAUGAAAGAGGUUUCCUUCCGUAAUCAUAUUUCCAAGCUAUUAUGGUCACAAAAAAAAAACAUUCAGGCAAUUUUUUAAAGGAACGUAUUUCCACAAGCCCUAAUAUAUUCCAAAGGCAUACUGGCUCAUUGCUUUUAAAUGCCAAGUGUUCAGCUGACAUGCAACAUGCAGACCCAUGGGAUCUGAAGGAUGUUGAUGGGCCUUUUAUCAGCCACUCAACACUCUUUAUUAUGUAGGCCUGGAUUGUGUAAGGCUCUGAAUAUUUAAAAAACAGCGCUAUUUAUAUAUUUUGCAAAGCACAUAUUUUCAGAAGAGGUGCAUUUUCUCCUCAAAGCUUCCUAUUAAUUAAAAGGGUGAAAGACCCACAUUUUCUGUCAGCAUUAUCAGACUUGGCUGCUUUGUGUGACUCGACAUUGCUCUGGUCCCUUCAGGGCCGCCAGGCUAUUUCCCACUUCUGUCUGUCUCCUACUGUAUGUGGAAACUGCCCCAUGCAAGUUGAAGGCCUGACCUCCCCAGCCUCUGUCGCAGAAUACGAAAACUGUCUGUCCAGCCAUCUGGACACCUCUAUGGCAAGAGCCAACCUUUUUCCAACCGGAUGAAUACAAAUGAAAAAAAUAACAUUAUAUGUACAGUAUAUACAAUAAUAAGAUGUGCAGCACAUUUGUAACUCCAAAGUAAUUAUGCUUUUCAUCUUUCAAAUGGCAGCUCAGACUUUGGCUGAUAGCUUUAGUUUUUCCUUCGAUGCGUGUUAAAUUGCUUUUGAUCUUUUGGUCACUGGUUAAGUCAGAGGUGUCCAGUACCGGCCUUGGAGAGCUGGUGUUUUUUUAGUGUAUUUGGAAUGGACUUAACUGGACCAAUUAAUUGUUUAAUUAGAGGAAGUCAGCAUGCUUCCAGAUCUCUACUCACUGAUCAUCUAAGUUUACGAAUGAAACUGCAAAGACUAUGGCUCUCCUGCACCAAGACUGGGAUAUUCCAAAUCAGUAAUGUGUUUUACUAAGCUCCCCACAGAAUCUGAUGGUGAUUGCUAUCAGACUGGGCUCGAACAGCAGUACUUAGGCAGUGCAAUUUCAGAACGGGCUGCCAGCUCUCAGUUCUCAUCCCACCUGACAAAACAAGACUGGCUGUCAGCACGGGAAGGAAGUCUCACUAAAAAUAACUGGCAAUCGUGUAAUCAGAACAGCGUGUUUACAGAGACGCGUCCCUCUCCUCACUCGAUAAACCCCGCAGGGUCCUUCCGGAGUUUACACUGCGCUGAAUUAAACGAUCUCUCUCUGCACCAGCCGCCUAGGCGUUCAGCACCUGGUCACGGCUAGACGGCUCCGCUGUCCCAAUUCUGUGGCCUAACCUCACAGAAAAUCUUACGGGCGGUGCUGUUUCACAGCAGCCGAGCAGUACCGGCUCAGUCAGCUCUGUACACGACAAGUGUCUUUGGAGUCUGAGACAGCCUUUUCGCUGUUUCUUUUCCGCAGCAGUUGGUAGCUGACCGUGUACUUUUUAGGGGGGGGGAAUCUGUAAUAAAACCAAUGAUCCCACUGAACGCAGCUUCACAAACUUCACAUCCUCAGCCCAGCACAGACACCAAACACCGAGUCUACAGUUCCUCCCAUAUGGAGCAGGAUCACCACUGUAGCAUCUCAUCAUCAGGAAGGUAAAACUAGCCAGUCUCACGACACUCUAGUCCCAGCUAAUCUAGCCUAUUUGUGGCUGAACAAUCCACUGCCUGGUGAAUCCUGCUGCACAAUGAUAGACAGCAUGUUCACUCCACAAGAUUCAUGACUGACGUUUGGGUUUGGAUCAAAGACGUUAGGCCUCCAAAGGCCUCCCUCCCCCCAACACAGCAGUAAAUGCCUGGAGUUCAGUUUAAUGUUCUGUAGCUGCUGCUGCCCUGUUCCCACUCCCACGACCCGACUGCAGCGUGGUGUCAGAAGUGUGCUCUUUUGACAGCAGCACCCAUCUGCUGCUUUGAGUACAGCAGGUUUACACAGCUCUACUGCUCCAGCUGCGAAAACCUGGACAACACUGAGGCAAAGCAUUUGAAACAUUUCUUUGGCUUCUGAAAUACUUCUUACCAUAAGUCAACAGCAUUCCAUUUUGUUUGGCAAAGAGGAAGCCCCAACUGUUUAUCCUUACAUGUCUGUGAUAAUUCAUUAACAUCUCAAACCAGGUUCUUAUAUUUCAGCAAGACUCAGUUCCUUUACAUGUAAGGUUAUGGAUGUGACCAUAAGAAGUAAAUUACUGGAUGAUCUGAUUGACAAUGUGAUCAUAGAGGGUGGUCAGCAUGGAUUUAGGAGAGAUAGGUUUUACUUAAAUUUCAUAGAAUUCUCCUAACAAGUAAUGGUAACAAUGAUAAAGCAUAUGGCCUCUUCAGAUUUUCAGAAGGCUUUUAAUAAAGGCCGCCAUUAAAGGUUCAUUCUUGAAUUGCAGGUGGUAGGCAUUAAAGAGAGAUGGUGUAUUUGAAUUGUGAACAGAAAACAGAGAAAUGGCUGAAUGCUCAAAUUGGGGAGAUGAAAUUAAUGAUAUAUCAGAGGAACUUUUAUUAGGCCCACCACAGUCUACAUUCUGAUAUAGUUAUUGAGAUAGUCAAGCUUGCAGAUGGUACUAAACUAGGAGGAUUAGCAAGCAUGAUAGAAGCAGCAUAAAAAAUUCAAGAUUUUGAGAAAAUGUGAGACUGGGCGGACAAGCGGUAGAAGACAUUUAAUUUAGACGCCUGCAGAACAUUACGCGGAAUUAAAAAAAAAUAAUAAUUAAGAAUUAAUUGCAAUUAUACAGCGCUUGUUUAACUUACAGCAGCACCUUUUAUUUCCUGAGAGGCCUUCCAUCCCAGGCCUGACCUGGUCUAGCCUUGCUGAGCUUGUGAGAGCAGAUCUGAGUAGAUCAGGGCAGGCAGUCGAGAUACUGCUGUCAUUGGGAGCAAUAUUACCACCCUGAGAAACACUGAGCCUGAAGAGCUUACCAAUGAAUAAGUCUUGGGUGGUUAAGCAGUUUCAAGCAAUCAAUAUAAGGAUAUACAGAUAAAAGUAUCAGACAAAAGACAAAAGCAUAGUUAUUUCAUUCUAAUGCACUUCUGAUUAAAAUAACAGAAUGUCACAGGAGCACUGCAUUCCUUUGACUGUAUAGACAUUAUGUAUUUGACAGUAUAGCAAAUUGGUUUCAUAUAAUGAUCUAUAUGAGCAGAAACGGCCAGGUGUUUUUAGCAUAUAAGAGUCCAGUCAAUUCUACUCUAGUCAGCUGACUUUUUUUUACACUCUUUGCCGUUCCAGUCUCAGAACCUCUGCAGCUAACCUUUUAACUAUGUUUAUUGCUUUUUAUUCAGUCUCUAGAUCAGGGGCUGCGAUCUCGGUACAGAAACUGCAAACUGCAGAAAGGCUCAGGCCUUGGUAAUAGACUGUUAUCUCUCCUCGCAGCGACUUCAGCUCACUGAAUGUAUAGACCUGCAUACUCACUCUCUCUUUUCACAUCCUUUGUUUGUUUUUUUCCUUCUCACUCUUCCUGCUGCUUUAUCUGUCCCUGAGGCUCAUGCAGGGCAUUGCUGUUUUGUACUAGUAGCCUGACUAGUUGCUCUGGAGAACAAUAAGGCAUUAUGGGGAGUAAAUCACCUUGUUUUGUUCAGGGCAGCAUAGCCUCAACCAGAAGGAACUGAAAUCAUGACAAGUCUUUAAAAGCAUUACAGAAAACACAGUGAUCAUGUUUAGACAAUAAGCCAAAAACUUAAUGCAAAUGUCGCGAUGUACUUUUAAAAACACCAUGGAAGAUACUACCAUUAGCUAAGCUAUUUUAAUACUGUAUGUCUUACGUUUAGCUGAGGUGAUGCUAAGUUUCGUGCAUGCUGCCCUGUCCCUAAAGCGCAAACAAAGUAAAUCUUGUGGGAUCUGUUUUAUGUACAUCAGCGAUUUUCCGCAACCAACAGCAUUGAACGACAGAAGUUCUAAAUGAAAGGGAGAAACGUGUUUUAACCUGGCUUUGUGGCCGUGGGCGAACCAUUUGGACAUGAGGAUUGAUCUUCAUAGCUCCAGCCCAGUCCGAUCUCCAGAACAGCUGCACGUCUGAGCAGAGCCUGUUUUCUCUACACCUUCUCUUUCCCUCCAGUUGAGGUCUUAACGACCUGUACAGUAAACAUGAAUGUGAAUACUUUGUACUGACUAAUAAUGACAGUGUUAUCUCUGGGCAGAGAUUCCUCUGAGGCGCUCAGUAAUGCGAAAGGAGAGUCAGGGGCUGUGAUGCUGUUUCCUGUGUCCAGGAGGCAGUGUGGCCCAGCCAAGGCGGGGUCAGUCUGGUGUUUACACUGCCUUUGUUCCAGCUCCUCUUAAUUAUGAACAUGACCUUCGGCACCAGGGUCAGUCGGCUAAGGCGAUGGUCAAGACAUGUUUUCUUGUCUGUGUGCUCCCGGAUGGCACAGGGCUGCGCGACCUCAGCCAAUAUAUCCGCCGUAUCCACGCCUCAGCUCUGCAGUUCAGGGUUCGAGAGCAGGUUAAACUGGAGGUUGAUCUGCCACUCCCCCUUCACCACAUGACAGCUGACAACCCCUGCCCCCACUCCCAUCCGUUAAAGGGGAACUGCAACGCUAUUAUAUUUCUGGGUUAGGAAAAUCAGCAUUGAUGAGUGCACUUCAAUCACAAUAAAAGUAAUCAAUCUACAUCACAAAUUAGAUGAAAUUUGCAGAUAUGCACAGUGCCAUGUUCUGUAAUUCAGAACGCGGCAACAAAAUUUCUGGUGAAGUGAUUUGGCCCCAUUACAAUUUUAACAAGCAGGGUUGUGAAUACAUCUCUUUUAAUCCAAUAAAAAAUAUUGUUCUCAUUUUCUACACAAUUUUGCCGAUAAAUGGAACUUACUUCUUAACUCUGCAUGCAGAUCACGUCGAACAACUUUCUGUAGUGAAAUAUUUGCUGCACAACCUGUACUUAAGUUGCUCAUACAAUCACAUUACAGUGACUAGUGAGCACGAAGGGCUGCAUCACAUCGCAAGUCGUGAGAACUCUCGCUUUUCCCUUACGCUUUGCGGCCACAUGGUAUCUCACAACACUCUCACAAAGUUCACGAUUCCGUCCUUUAUUCAAAAUUUGCACAAUUUUUUCUAUAAUGCCAAUGAAUUCAUUUUGUCAUCAAGGUUUAAUAACCAGUCUGGGAAAUUCGGACUGCAGCUCCCCUUUCAUGACCAUUGGCUUUUUUUUUUUAAGCAAAAGAGUUAAGAGGCAGUAAACUAAGCCAAAAAUAAUUCAAAUAAGUAAAAUUCCAAACAAAAGGGGAGUCUGGUCAAAACCAAGGCCCUCUGGGACAGCAGCCACAGUUCUUGCCACUGUUGUUUACUUGGCCCUCUGAUCCCACUUCAGGAGACCGAGAGCAGGGAGACACAGCAGCGACUUGUGAUCGAGAGACAUCCCCUUGAGCCCGGGGAAGCAGCCUUCCACGAAAUUGCCUUCUUGUAAUAAAAAGAGAGCUUGAGCGAGUCAGAAAUUCCUUUUAUUAUUACUCAACGCCUCCAGGAGCUCUGCCCAUGGACUGUUUACAAGAAAACAACAAAAAAAUGGAUUUCUCUUUUCUUACGACUCUGUGCCAUUGUGAUAAUCAUAUAAUUAGAAGACUCGUUAUCAAUUUCUGGUUUCUAUUAGGUAGUUUUUAAUGAGAUUAUGUAAAAACUGCUUUGACAAAUCAGCUUUUGCUAUUUAACCGCUGUGUACCAUGUGCUCUGCGAUUAAAGACAAACAACUCCAUCCAUUAAAAACAGAA